Messenger RNA from Lemur catta (Ring-tailed lemur), 675 nucleotides. Its product is annotated as dynactin subunit 6-like. The transcript has a single exon. Gene Ontology annotation, biological process: mitotic spindle organization. Gene Ontology annotation, cellular component: dynactin complex. The coding region runs from base 30 to 494 and encodes 154 amino acids. NCBI's taxonomy places the organism in Eukaryota, Metazoa, Chordata, Mammalia, Primates, Lemuridae. Gene Ontology annotation, molecular function: dynein complex binding. The record is from RefSeq and is a predicted model, not a curated record.
AGGAAAAAUUAAAUAAGGAAGACCAUAUCAUGGCAGAGAAGACUCAAAAGAGUGUCAAGAUUGCUCCUGGAGCAGUUGUAUGUGUAGAAAGUGAAAUCAGAGAAGAUAUAAUUAUUGGACCCAGGACAGUGAUCCACCCUAAAGCACGAAUUAUUGCGGAAGCCAGGACAAUAGUGAUUGGUGAAAGUAACCUAACAGAAGAACAGGCCCUUAUCAUAAACGCUCACCCAGAUAAUAUGACUCCUGACACCGAAGAUGCAGAACCCAAACCUAUGAUCACUGGCACCAAUAAUGUGUUUGAAGUUGGCUGUUAUUCCCAAGCCAUGAAAAUGGGACAUAAUAAUGUCAUUGAAUCAAAAGCAUAUGUAGGCAGAAAUGUAAUAUUGACUAGUGGUUGCAUCACUGGGGCUUGUUGCAACUUAACUACUUUUGAAGUCAUCCCAGAGAACACGGUGAUCUAUGGUGCAGACUGCCUUUGCUGGGCACAGACUUAAGGACCACAGCCCCAGACACUACAGCUGCAUUUCUUGAUGAAAAUCUUGCCAAAUUACCACCAUCCAAAGACUAUGAAAGGAAGCUCAACUCUAUUUAAGAACUGAGAACAACGUAUGAUGUCAAGAUAACAUUUCAUUUUUGACCACCAUCUUUUGAAAGGGCCACAGUAGUGUUGGUGUA